Molecule: messenger RNA, 990 nt
Organism: Prunus dulcis (almond)
Lineage: Eukaryota; Viridiplantae; Streptophyta; Magnoliopsida; Rosales; Rosaceae
Product: receptor-like protein 3
Exons: 1
Coding region: 1-990 (329 amino acids)
Molecular function (GO): protein binding
Source: RefSeq, a predicted model, not a curated record
AUGGUGGACUUGUCCAACAAUAACUUCCAUGGUACGAUUCCAUCGUCAUUCUUCCGACGAGCUAGGGAUUUGACUAGUUUCAAUGUCAGGAACAACACCUUCUCAGGUUCUAUCCCAUCCUCUAUAUGUCUUCAUUCUUCUCCCCUGAUUAGGCUGUUGGAUUUUUCCAUCAAUAAAUUCAGCAGCAAUAUUUCUGGUGGACUAGGGAAGUGUUCCAAACUACAGGUUUUUCGUGCUGGUUACAAUAGGCUCUCUGGACCACUUCCAGAAGAUAUCUAUAAUGCUACCACACUUGAAGAAAUCUCGUUACCUAGCAAUGCGUUUCAUGGUGACAUUAGUGAUGAAAUUGUCAACCUCACCAACCUCACAAUCCUUGAACUAUAUGUUAAUCAAUUCAGUGGCAUGCUCCCGAUGAAUAUGGGCAAGCUCUCCAAAUUGGAACUCAUUCUUCUUCAUUUCAACAAUCUAACAGGUUCUCUGCUCCCGUCUUUGCUGAAUUGCACAAACCUUAGAGAAUUGAACCUUGGAUUCAACCAUUUUGUAGGAAAUCUCUCCAUGCUUGAUUUCUCCAAACUUAGUCGCCUUACUAAACUUGACUUUGUGAGUAAUCAAUUCACUGGUGUCUUCCCAACUAGCCUUUACUCAUGCAAGUCCCUGAAAGCAUUUCGACUGAGCUUAAAUGACUUAGACGGACAAAUACAGCCUGAGAUUCUUUCACUGAAAUCUUUGUCCUUCCACUCCCUUUCUGCGAGCAGAUUGUCCAAUAUCACAAGGGUACUUAAUAUACUGAUGGGCUGCAAAAGUCUGAAGGUUCUCAUCCUUUCAAACAAUUUUAUAGGUGAAGAAAUGCCAAAUGGUGAUGGCAUCGUUGAUGUUGAUGGAUUCCAAAAUCUUGGUAUUUUGUCUUUCCGUGGUUGUCAGCUCACUGGUCCCUUACCUGUAUGGUUAUCCAAAAUAAAAAAAGCUCGAGGUCUUGGAUUUGUCCUCUAA